Amoebophrya sp. A25 is the source of this 2636-nucleotide messenger RNA. The record is from the annotation of a GenBank genome assembly. Lineage: Eukaryota; Dinophyceae; Syndiniales; Amoebophryaceae.
CGGGAAGACGCCACGAUUGCAUCCACCGCACAUCUUGUACGAUAGAGAAGCAAGGAUGUCGAUGUAUCCAGGGGGCGCUACGGAGGGAGCGGUAGAUCCUUCAGGAUUGACCCUCCAAGUGGAGCAGAAUAAAGACGGAGCGCCGGCGGAUGUUCGCGUCGCGACAGUAGUUACGGCCUCGUUAUGUGCACUUACUUUGUACUUGUAGUACCCCUCCUUCAGCUUUAUUUUUCAAAAAUAACUGAAAGACCUCACUUCUCAUUCUCUUUCUCAUAAAACUUCCGAUCCCACUCCCCUUCCAAUUCCUACUCUAACCAUAGAGGACAAGAUGUGCCGCUCAUCUUAUCUGGCCCCUCCGUGCACGAUCUCGUAGUCGGUUUGUCAUGGGAUUUUGAGGACGGUCAGGAACCAGUCGACCUAGACUGCAGCGUCUUAUGCUGCAACAGCGGCGGCGCAGUGCUCGAUGUGUGCUUCUACAACCAACCGAUUUGUAUGGCGGGGGCAAUCACGCACAGUGGGGACAACAAAACAGGUGAAGGAGCAGGCUUUGACGAGGCGAUCGCGUUGGACAUAGAAGCACUUCCACCAGGUGUUUCGCUGCUGGUUUUUGUCCUGAACGCCUACCAAGGAGGAACGCUGAGCACAGUGAAGAAUGCAAAAGUUACCGUCAUGGAAACGGGAAAGCCAGAGCCACUUGCAAUGAGUUAUGAAGAACGUAUAACAAUGUAGUUGUGAGACUUGUAAGUCAGCGUUGUUGUUGUAGUUCUUGUCCUUCUACCCAAAGAAAUACAAGCUGAAGCUUCUAUUCUCAGCUUUCUAAGAUUCUAAUCAAACCCGGCCAGUAUUCGCAAGGCCGACUUGACAGGGAUGGUCCUCGGUUUCCUCUACAUUUUGCCGCAUAUGGGAGAAAACACGUGGAAAUUUCGAAACGUUUCUAGAGCGUGCCAAGGUAGAAACUUUGAGGAGUCUUUACCAGAUGUUCAACGAGCUCUAGGGAUAUCAGGGCUCCUCAACGCAGCUUGCGCUAACAUGGUCAUGAGUAUGGACAAGAAAUUCGACAUGCAGAAGGGAGAUUUUUUGGAGAUACCACCUCAUUUAUUCAAGGAUGGAAGUGAUUUGUUCGUAGGACUGGGAUGGGAAACGCGAGGUCCUGGCGUAGAUUUAGACGCGAGCGUGCUUUUGGUAGAUGGACAGGCGAAUCUGGUACUUUUCUAGUAACAACUUGAACUUGAGAGAGCUCGUAGUUCGUAGUUGUAGAGAUCGGCGCUCGACAUUGGAUCAUCUCGUCUUCAAUUUCGUGACUACAAAAGUACCCCAUGCGCCCUCUUCCACUAUCACCAGAUUGAUGUCGCCAGUUGGAGCAAAUCAAAAUAGCGUAUUAUAACAAGUACAUACUAUGUAUCUUUUUGCUUAAUUUCAUUGAUGUUUCUGGUCGUUCAAAGCGGUGAUUUCGAAAAGGUGAACAAAAUUCGUAAUCGAAGUCUCAACAAAGACACCGAGCAUAUUGAUAUUCAUUCUGCCACUUCUUCAUCACCAGAUUGAUGUCGUCAACUGGAGCAAUCUUUCCUUUAUGCAAGGCGCAAUAAAGCAUGGUGGAGAUAACUUAACCGGACAUGGCAAAGGCGACGACGAGCGGAUAGACAUAGACCUCGAUCGCCUACCUCCAGUUGUGCAACAACUGUUUGUGGUGGUAUUUUUUUGAGUGAGUGCUUGUUGAAGAUUGUAAUCAAUCUAUCAAAUUCUGUAGGUGAAACAUAAACAUUGUAAUCAAUCUAUCAAAUUCUGUAGGCGUGAAACAACAUAAACAGCAUCUACAUCUAUGAUCUCGUUCUAUCUUCAGAUACUAUUACUACCUCAGUCGACGGACCGUAUCCACGCAUCACCCUGCUCUACUAAUUCUUGACAUCAGGUAAACGUCUACAAUUCCGCGAACAGUUUUCAGGAUGUCACGGAUGCCUACGUCCGUCUAUGCGCAGCUAAGAAUCAGCACGAAUUCUGUCGUUUCUGUCUGGUAAAACAGACACUGCAGGCCAGUUGCCUGAUUUUCGCAAGGAUUUUUCGAGGACCGAUUUCUGGGCAGUGGUUUUUUAAUACCAUUGGAUUGGGAUGUCAAGGCAACAUGGCCACACAAGCCUCUGUCAUAGGUGGAUGCAUAGCCUCUGUGAACGGCUUCGGACAUUCGAAAUUGGAGAGGCCACAGGGUCGCGAACUCCUGGUUCAGCCUCAGCCAGUUCAGAUAGUAGCGCAGCCAGUGGUUGCGCAGCAAGUUGGUGGCGGGGCUCGACCGCCACCUCAAAAUUCCAAAGGGGAAUGCUGCACUGUGCUUUGAGGCGAUUACGAGUUGAAGAAAAAGCUGGGACUUUCAUUCUUUUCUUAGGAUUCGCUUCAAUCUGUAUCUGACACGACCGCCAUUUGAGAUGGCUCAUCAACGCUGUAUGAACAACAACAAAAUGAAAAUUUUUGUUGUUGUGGUGGACUACUUCUUUCUCUCAACAUCAAAGCCCCCUGAUUACAACAUUCAAAUAUCACCCGCCGACCCGAGGGCGCCAUCUCGGAGAGCGACACUCGUGAACAUUGUUCACUAUCCGGAGGCGUUCAGUUCCAAGCGAGUGAGUAUAUUUUUUCAAAAUGGUACU